Choloepus didactylus (southern two-toed sloth) is the source of this 2132-nucleotide messenger RNA. RefSeq names its product thyroid hormone receptor interactor 10 (gene TRIP10). Bases 65 to 1870 code for a protein of 601 amino acids. Lineage: Eukaryota; Metazoa; Chordata; Mammalia; Pilosa; Megalonychidae. Gene Ontology annotation, molecular function: protein binding. The transcript is spliced from 15 exons. Gene Ontology annotation, biological process: signal transduction. The record is from RefSeq and is a predicted model, not a curated record.
GCGAGCGGCCCUAGGCUUGAGUGUCCAGGCGGCGGGCGGCGGCUGGGGCUUCGGCGGGAGCAGCAUGGAUUGGGGCACCGAACUGUGGGAUCAGUUUGAGGUGCUCGAGCGUCACACGCAGUGGGGGCUGGACCUGUUGGACAGAUACGUAAAGUUCGUGAAAGAGAGGACCGAGGUGGAACAGGCUUAUGCCAAGCAGCUGCGGAACCUGGUGAAAAAGUACCUGCCCAAGAGACCCGCCAAAGAUGACCCUGAAUCCAAGUUCAGCCAGCAGCAGUCCUUCGUACAGAUUCUCCAGGAGGUGAAUGACUUUGCAGGACAGCGGGAGCUGGUGGCUGAGAAUCUCAGUGUCCGUGUGUGCCUUGAGCUGGCCAAGUACUCACAGGAGAUGAAGCAGGAGAGGAAGAUGCACUUCCAAGAAGGACGCCGAGCCCAGCAGCAGCUGGAAAAUGGCUUCAAACAGCUGGAGAAUAGCAAGCGUAAGUUUGAACGGGACUGCAGAGAGGCUGAGAAGGCAGCCCAGACUGCUGAGCGGCUAGAUCAGGACAUUAAUGCCACCAAGGCUGACGUGGAGAAGGCCAAGCAGCAAGCCCACCUUAGGAGUCACAUGGCAGAGGAAAGCAAAAAUGAGUAUGCAGCCCAACUACAGCGUUUCAAUCGAGACCAGGCCCAUUUCUAUUUUUCCCAGAUGCCCCAGAUACUUGAUAAGCUGCAGGAUAUGGACGAACGUCGGGCGACCCACCUGGGUGCCGGGUAUGGGCUCCUCUCGGAGGCUGAGCUGCAAGUGGUACCCAUCAUUGCCAAGUGCCUGGAAGGCAUGAAGAUGGCAGCGGAAGCAGUGGAUGCCAAGAAUGACUCCCAGGUCCUCAUAGAGCUGCACAAGUCUGGCUUUGCCCGCCCGGGCGACGUGGAAUUUGAGGACUUUAGCCAGCCCAUGAACCGCGUGCCAUCUGACAGCAGCCUGGGCACCCCCUCGGACGGACGACCCGAGCUCCGCGGCCCGGGACGCACUAGCCGUGCAAAGCGCUGGCCCUUUGGCAAGAAGAACAAGCCACGCCCCUUAUCCCUCUCCCCCCUGGGGGGCCCCCUGCCCUCCGCAUUGCCUAAUGGACCCCCGUCCCCCCGCUCCGGCCGCGACCCCUUGGCCAUACUGAGCGAGAUCAGUAGGUCGGUCAAACCGCGGCUUGCAUCCUUCCGCAGCCUCCGAGGCAGCCGUGGGGCAGUGGUGACCGAGGAUUUCAGCCACUUGCCUCCAGAGCAGCAGAGGAAGCGGCUCCAACAGCAGCUGGAGGAGCGGAAUCGUGAGCUCCAGAAGGAAGUCGAUCAGAGGGAAGCCCUGAAGAAAAUGAAGGAUGUGUACGAGAAGACACCCCAGAUGGGGGACCCCACCAGCUUGGAGCCCCAGAUCACAGAAACCCUGAGCAACAUCGAACGGCUGAAAUUGGAAGUGCAGAAGUAUGAGGCUUGGCUGGCAGAAGCUGAGAGCCGGGUACUGAGCAACCGGGGCGACAGCCUGGGCCGGCAUACCCGGCCUCCAGACCCCCCAGCCAGUGCCCCACCGGACAGCAGCAACAAUGGCUCCCAGGACAACAAAGAGGGCUCUGAAGAGCCUCCCUUAGAAGAGGGUCAGGAUGCCCCCAUUUACACGGAGUUUGAUGAGGAUUUUGAAGAAGAACUUGCAUCCCCUAUAGGACAUUGCGUGGCCAUCUAUCACUUUGAAGGGUCCAGCGAGGGCACCAUCUCCAUGGCCGAGGGCGAAAACCUCAGCCUCAUGGAAGAGGACAAGGGCGACGGCUGGACCCGGAUCCGACGGAAACAGGGAGGUGAAGGCUACGUGCCCACCUCCUACCUCCACGUCACCCUCAACUGAACCCCGCCAGAGGCGGAAAGAGGGGGGUAGGCUGUUGGGGGCUGUUGGCUGCUGCUUCUGGGCCACGGGGGGUGGGGGGGCGCCCAGGGCCUAUGCACUUUAUUUCUGCCCCCGUGGCUUCGGCUAAGACCUGUGUAACCUGCUGCCCCCACCCCUCACCCCUCACCCCAAAUGACCCGCUGUGCCUUCCAACACUGAUGUACAUAUUCAUGUCUCAAAUCUUUUCUUCCUGCCACUCGGCUCAGGCCGUUUUGUUUUAUAU